Molecule: messenger RNA, 2407 nt
Organism: Anas platyrhynchos (mallard)
Lineage: Eukaryota; Metazoa; Chordata; Aves; Anseriformes; Anatidae
Gene: U2AF1
Product: U2 small nuclear RNA auxiliary factor 1
Biological process (GO): mRNA splicing, via spliceosome
Cellular component (GO): U2AF complex
Molecular function (GO): metal ion binding; RNA binding
Source: RefSeq, a predicted model, not a curated record
ACACACACACACCCCGCCGCGGGGCCGCGCUUCCGUCGCGGCGGCUGUGACGCGUGCGGGGGGCGCCGGGGCCGUCCGGCGGGCGGGCGGGCGGUGGGCGAGCGAUGGCGGAGUACCUGGCCUCCAUCUUCGGCACCGAGAAGGACAAAGUCAACUGUUCAUUUUAUUUCAAAAUUGGAGCUUGUCGUCAUGGAGACAGAUGUUCUCGGUUGCACAACAAACCAACAUUUAGCCAGGAAGCGAUGCUGUUGUAAGCUUGCCUGUAGUAGAGACCAACCAGUGCUAACUUUCAGACAACUUGAUUUUAAGAAGAACGGUACAAAUACCAUCUUGAUUCAAAACAUCUAUCGUAACCCCCAAAACAGUGCACAGACGGCUGACGGCUCACACUGUGCAGUGAGUGAUGUUGAGAUGCAGGAACAUUAUGAUGAAUUCUUUGAGGAGGUCUUCACAGAAAUGGAAGAAAAAUACGGCGAGGUUGAAGAGAUGAACGUUUGUGAUAACCUUGGAGACCAUCUAGUUGGAAACGUAUACGUAAAGUUUCGCCGUGAAGAAGAUGCAGAAAAGGCUGUGAUUGACCUGAACAAUCGCUGGUUUAAUGGACAGCCCAUUCAUGCUGAGCUUUCACCUGUGACCGACUUCAGAGAGGCCUGUUGCCGUCAAUAUGAAAUGGGGGAGUGUACACGAGGAGGUUUCUGCAACUUCAUGCAUUUGAAGCCCAUUUCUCGAGAGUUGAGACGCGAGUUGUAUGGGCGUCGUCGUAAAAAUGAAGGGCUUCAAGUGACCAACUUAGAACAAAGGAAUGAGUCUGUAAAACAACUGAAGUUAUGGUUCUGUCGGGCAUAUCUGUGGAUGAAUUCAGGACCUGGCAUAGAUCCAGGUCGAGGUCCCGUGAACGUCGGUCUAGAUCCAGAGAUCGUGGUCGUGGAGGUGGUGGUGGUGGAGGAGGAGGACGCGAACGCGAUAGGAGGCGGUCAAGAGAUCGUGAAAGAUCCGGUCGAUUCUGAGCCAUGCCAUUUUUACUGUAUGUCUGCUAGAAAGUGUUGUAGUUUGACCAAACAAGUUCAUAAUGAGAUUUUUUUUAAAGAUGGGCUUCUGAAUAAAAAUUUGUAGUGAUACAGUAUUCUUUGUGUAACUUGUUUCUUGUGGGGGGAGUCUUUUUAACUGUCAUUCCUCUAUCUUGACAAAUACCUGGAUUAAUACUAUGCCUGAGGGAAAGGUGGUAAAUGUAUUGGAGGAGCGCCAGUUUUUUGGUUUUUUAUUUUUAUUUUUUAUUUGGGUAUGAUUUGAACUGUUGAUGAAAAUGUGUGUGUAUAUAAUAUAAAAUAUUAUAUACAUAGUAAAAAUAAUAUACUGCUUAAGAAACAGUUACAUAAGUUUCCCUUUUCUGCUAUGCUGUCUGCUUAUUUAGGUUAGUUUAGGCACAUUUAAAAGGAAGGCUGUGCGAAGUGCAUUUAUUUACCAAGUAGAUAUGCUUAGUUACAAAAAUGUAUGUUUGUUUGUUACCAGAAGUCUGUGCUCUGUCUAUCAAUGUGACUGUGGCAUUUACAAUAAAUCCAGUUUCUUGGUGUAAAAUCUAAAGCCUAUUUUCUAAGCGCUCUGGAGUAGUUGAGUUGCUACUCCUGGCAGUGACAGAGUUGAUAGUUCAGGGUUUUUUUUUUUAUGAUUCUUGACUAAAUUACUUGUCUUGGCUAGAAAGUUACCUAGUGCAGCGUGUGUUGGGGGGAAAAAACAACAACAAUGUUUUUAUCGCAGUGAUUCCUAACAGGCCAAGUACGUUUCUUAAAAACUCAUGUUCCAUGCAACAGGAUACAUAGGAGCUAUUGAAGGAAAUAAAAGGUCCUAAAUACGAGGACCAAAUUGCUUAACAGACUGAAUUUUUUUCACUCUCUGUUCUCCUAGCUGUUGUUUAACAAAAAGCACUUCACUAGUGUGCGAGAUGAUAGCAAACUAUCAUGCUAGUGGAAAAUAUUUUUUUCUAGCUUUAUUUUUCAUGAGGUCUGAGGUGUGAUAAAAGAUAAUGGACAGAUGGCAGUUUCCUCAGAAAAAAAAAGACUUCUUCCAUUGAAUUGCACAAUAGCUAUAUUUCAUAGGCGGUGUCUCCCUUAAGGAGUUAAAGCUGUAAUUGAAAUGUUGCUGAAACAUCUCUAGAGACUGUUUGUACAAUGGCUGACUUUAAAUCCAUUCAUGUCUGCUUUUAUUCAGUUUGUGACAUUGCAUGGAAUUUUGGUCAUAUUUCUGCAAGAUACACUUCACAUACACAAAACUACCUAAUACAAUAUAGUUUUCCAACAUGAGAGAAAUUUACUAGUGCUUCUUUAACUCUCAAUCUAAUAACUUGCUAAGUGAUAGAUCUUCUUGGUUAAUUAAAAAAAAAAAAAAGAAAAAAAAGAAAGGAUAUGGAAGU